Molecule: messenger RNA, 1308 nt
Organism: Engraulis encrasicolus (European anchovy)
Lineage: Eukaryota; Metazoa; Chordata; Actinopteri; Clupeiformes; Engraulidae
Product: YLP motif-containing protein 1-like
Exons: 6
Coding region: 1-1308 (435 amino acids)
Source: RefSeq, a predicted model, not a curated record
AUGUUACCUUUUGCUGUCGUGGAGUUCCCAAACGACGGACUGGCGGUAAUAUCCACAAAGUGGUUUACAGGACCCGACGAAGGCGAAUGCUACUGGCCACCCCCGAAGACAAACUUCACCAGGGCAGCGAUGAAAGAAAGAGAUCCUUCCAGUGACUGGGUCAAGUUCAAAGUCACUGUGAGGAGAAAAGCCGCAACAUAUGACAUUGCCCAUGCAAAGUUACUGGAGGAGGAACACAGGAAUUCUGAUGUAGCAACUGACCCCGAGUGUUCAGACAAUAUGGGCCGGGGGAAGCGCAAAAGGAGGGCAGUGGUCAUGUCCAGCGAGGAUGAGGAUGAUGAUGACAUCCAUGAACAGGCAUCUCCUUCACUUCCGAGGCUUCCAUCUACUCUGCAAUUCAUGCAAAUGCCUCCACCUCUUCAUCCUCCACACGGGUCUCAGCAACCGCCUCCACUUCCAAGGCCUCCAUCUACUCUGCAAUUCAUGCAAAUGCCUCCACCUCUUCAUCCUCCACACGGGUCUCAGCAAACGCCUCCACCCGGGUCUCAGCAAACGCCUCCACCUAGGUCUCUGCAAACGCCUCCAUCUAGGUCUCUGCAAACGCCUCCACCCGGGUCUCUGCAAACGCCUCCACCCGGGUCUCUGCAAACGCCUCCACCUAGGUCUCUGCAAACGCCUCCACCCGGGUCUCUGCAAACGCCUCCACCCGGGGCUCCGCAAACGCCUCCACCUCUUCAUCGCGCCACCGGGGCUCUGCAGGCUGCAGAAACGCCUACCACCCAUGAGUCUUCAAUCCCCAGACAAAACGUGCGGGAUGGCAUGUUUAGACGCAUUUUGACCCUCCUUGAGAACAUGAAAGACACUCAGCUGAACCAUGGGAGGAUUCUCCAAGCACUUCUCCAAAAGCAAGACAACGUGGCCGACCUAACUCGUACUCCUGAGGGUUUCCCGCUCAAGACAAUUAAUGAUGUCAUCUGCAUGGAGGAAAAGCUGGCGAACCCUACCUUCAUGUCAGAACUGAUUGCAGCUGUGGCGGACAUUGGAGGGGCCACUGUUGACGGGGCCACCCGCCGUAUGAUGGCCUUCCUCCUGGAACAGAAAUUGGCACAGGAGUACAAUUUCUUGGGAAGAAAUGGCAAGAGGAGCUUCAAGCCACUGAAGCUUUUUGAAGUCUUUUAUGAUUCAGCCUUGGGCAAGUUACCCUCAGGUGGGGAAACAGCACAGUCCAGCGAACUGAGCCUGAUAGACAGCGAGACUGAAAAAAAGGAUGACAACAAAUCUAAUGACACAGUGGAUUCUUGCAGGUGA